UUCCGUAGAUACAGCUGUCAAUCAGGAGUCACGUAGAACCCUACAGAUUUGAUCGGACGCAUUGUCGUACUAAACUGAAGGUGAUCCAAAUUGAUUAAAAUGAAUUUGAUGAGCCUACUAGCUGCAUUUUUGUUCAGCUUGGAAGCCUAUCACUUCAUAGGCCAUGUAUUAAUCCUAUUUCGCAUGCGAUUGUUACCACGCAAAGAUCUUGUGCGACAGCGCUACUAUUUCCUUGUUGAUGCGAUGACAGUGUUUACGACAAACUUCUUGUUUACUGGAAAGCUUCAGUGGUUGGCAGUGAUUCAAAACAUUCAGCAUGGGUACUACUUCCUAACCUGGGAUUCCUCUUCCCUUUGCAAGAAGGUGAUAAGCUGGAGCUCUCUUGAUUGGCAACGAAGUCAUCACAAAAAGCGCUGGGAAUUGUUGGAAGUGUUUGGGACCACCUUUGACGUGCUUGUCCACACCAUCAACUGCUACUUACUGGGCCAGUACCUCACCACAGUGGAAGUGAUCAUAUCCCUGUUUAUAACACAUUGUCUGGUCUACGUGAUUCUGCACAACCCGCUGUACGCCUGGAGUAACCCUGUCUCAACACCAGACUGGGUGGAGAAGAGAAUUUUCCCAAUCGGAGAAAAUUAUGAAGGUUGUGUCUUGAGUGGAGGUGAUGCUAAGAAGGAGAAGUAAUGAAGGUGAUUUUAGGUGAUGAGUUUUACCAGGCCAUCAGCUGUAUUUCGCUUCAAAUUCCUCAAUCCCGGUAAUGUUUAUUAUGAAAUUGAGUGCCAAAGUUCUUUUAUAGACAAAAAAUAAACUUUGGAGUGUAUUUUUGUUCAAAUUUUAUUUAGGUUUUUUUCUGAAUGUUGCUGACAAACAACCACAAAAAGUGACACUUAAUCUUCAUUAACUGAAGGCAAAAGCUUUAUAGAUAUUGGUUGUGUUUCUUUGUUUCAAAGAAAAAAGAAUAUUUUUAAUUUGAAUGAAACAAAUUUUGUACUCUCUCUGAUUCCUCAAUGACAGGAUAUGAGUCUUUAUUUGAAGAAAAAUGUAGACCCUAAGUUAAAAGCAAUAUUUGAAAGGUGCAGUUGUUUUCUAUUUAUAACAAGAACAUGUAAACUGAUGGUCUUUGUUUCCUUCUUAGAUAUAUUAUUUUACCUUUUAAAAUAUUUUAUAGAUGUCUUUAACUGUAUUGAUGCAUAAUAGUUACGCAGUUCUUUCAUAAAACCUUUUUUUUUCUCUUAACGAUUACCUGAUUGGCAUUAUAAUGAUUAAAUAUAUUCCAUGAAUUAGGUAACAAGUUAUUAAUUUCAUUCAACAUGAUGCCAUUAUGUAUACUUAAUUUAGGAAGUGGUCAGGUCUGAGAAACAGUAACUGUAGUAUAAAGCCAGACUGUAUUUAGUUAAAAAGGAAGAGAUGCAUCAUAUAUUCAGGCAGAAAUAUAUCAUCUAUUCAGAAAUGUAGUGUUUUGGCUUUAAUAACUGUACAUGUGUAAUUUUUUUUUUUUCUUUUAGAUUCAGUAUUACUGGGUGGUACCUUGUUGUAUCAGUAUGUAAUAUGUUAUGACAGCACUGUACCUCAUGCACAGCACAAGGGUGGGAGGGUGGGGGCUGUUUUCAGUUCCUAUAUCAUUUAGAAUGCCAUAUCAAUGCAGAUGUGUAUGUUGUAUGAUUUUUUUUAUGUACAAGAGUCACACAAAAGUCACGUUUUCAGAUACAGCACUUAAAAAUGUGAAGUUUACUAUAUGUACUAUAAUAAUAUAUUUAGUCUGUAUUACUGUUACCCUAUGACUGCCUUUUGGAUCGUGAUGUCUUGCUUAUAGUGUUUCUGAUAAUACAUUACUGCAGUGUUUCUUGGAUAUAUAUAUAUAGUCACAUAGUUGUGAAUUGUGACAUAGUGUAUCUGCAUGCUAUCUGUAUAAUUAGUCUUUAUAUAUAUAUAUAU
Messenger RNA from Lingula anatina, 1935 nucleotides. RefSeq lists its product as uncharacterized. The record is from RefSeq and is a predicted model, not a curated record. Lineage: Eukaryota; Metazoa; Brachiopoda; Lingulata; Lingulida; Lingulidae.